Molecule: messenger RNA, 768 nt
Organism: Glarea lozoyensis ATCC 20868
Lineage: Eukaryota; Fungi; Ascomycota; Leotiomycetes; Helotiales; Helotiaceae
Exons: 1
Coding region: 1-768 (255 amino acids)
Cellular component (GO): cytoplasm; nucleus
Molecular function (GO): ribonucleoside-diphosphate reductase inhibitor activity
Source: RefSeq, a predicted model, not a curated record
AUGGCUCACCAUCACCAAGCCAAACGCCCAUACAAUGGCUCUCAGCCAGCAAUUACAUCCUACUUCUCAUCCAACGGAACCUACACACACUCCUCUUCACACGCCCCAGACACACGGCCCCAACCACCCGCAACCGUUCAAUCAAACCUCCUCAGCGUAGGCAUGCGAGUUCGCAAAAGCGUCCCGGGAGGCUACAAGACCGGCUCUCCCUAUUCCUCCUUUGCUCUAUUCUCCGACCCCUCAAUCAAGAACCCAGAAUCGCAGACCUCGUCACCUAAAAUCAAGAAAGGGAGCCGGCCACGCGCAAGAGAACUCACGCCCUUCUGUGGGAUCCUGAAAGUUGGGGGAAUGGCCCAACAGGCAUGGGGAAUUUACAACCCGUCUGGCCACGGUCAGGAAUACGACGAAGCGCACAUGUCUACAGAAGAAGAAGACGAGGAUGAAUGUCCAUUUCUAAGUCAAAGCUCUACGAUUUCUUCAUCUUCGGUUCAGACGCCCGUGGCCAAAUACCCGAUUUUUGGGAACCAGAAUCCGGGGAAUAAAAGAAGGUUUGAUGAAGAUGAAGUGGAUGUUAUGGUUCACCAUUCAGGGUUUGGGGAUCGUAUUCUCGCGAAACCGAAGCGGAAGAAGGGGGAAUUGAACACAAAGUUAGGGAUCGGGCGUGUCCCCGUUAUGGGAUUUGGACAGGAGAACGGAGCUGGGGAUUUUGAAGAUGCUGAGUUUUUGGAUUAUGAACUUGCUGGAGAGGUGGAGAUGGGUGGUGUAUAA